CCUCGAUUCUCUUACGCACUGAUGCAACUGCGUCGUUGACUGCGAUUGUUUUUUAGGGUAAGGAAAAGCACGUGCUGAACAUGGCAGAUGAUUUGUAUGCGUUACUAGUCUUGUCCUGCCUGAUCGUGUCUACCAUGGCAGUAACCGACAAGGAGAUUGACGAAUUUCUUGAUAUCUGCAUCGAUUCUAAAUACCACAAAGAAAAACCAGGUCCGGAGAGUGAUUUUUUUAAUACGACGUUUCAUUGCACCCCGUGGAAGAACCACGCUUGUUGCACGUCGAAUACAACCGACAGCAUUCGAAAAGACGGAACUCUCUCGCUGUAUAACAUGCACUGGGAUCAGUGCGGUAGAAAAAUGUCGCCUCAGUGCCGUAGAUAUUUCGAGGUCGACACUUGUAUGUACGAAUGCUCGCCAAACAUGAAACCAUGGAUCGUUGUGGACCCUAAUUCUAAAAAGACCCGCAAGGAACGCUUUCAAGACGUGCCCAUAUGCAGCGAGGACUGCGAUGCAUGGUUUGAUGCCUGCAAAGACGACCUCACCUGCUCAGACAACUGGGGAGACUUCAAAACAUGGAACUGGACAAGCGGCAUGUGUAAGUUGGAGUGCAAAACUUUUAAGGAAUAUUUUGAUAAUGCCAAGAAAUUCUGCGAGAAACUUUUUAACUACUCAUGGAAGUACACUAAAGGGGAAUUAGGCAUAGAUUGCAUGACACUGUGGCCGAAUGGUACAACAAAUUUCAACAAGAGGGUCGCUCGUAAACACGCUGAAGACAUGCUUUCCACGAAAUCAUCGGGAUCAAAGGUUGCCGUUCAAUCUUUGACAGUGAUUUUACUGGCUGGGCUGUGUUAUUAUCUUUAAUUGUGCUGAAUGCGUGACGUUAUUACAAACUGUGUUUCUCUCACCAUACUAUGCGUGCUCGCUAAUUUUGACAUUCAUCUAUUUUUUUUCCAGUAAAUUAACUAAUCUAAGUUUUAGUUAAGAAUAUACGAAAGUCAUAUAUUUGAACUGCGGAUAAAGACGUGAAUGAAAGUGAUCCUCGCAGUAAUGUGCACUACUUAGGCAGUAGUGAAAAUAAGGCCUGAAAAAAAUUCAGGCCUGUACGGGAUCUAAGUUUUGUUGACAGCAGUGUUAUAUAAGGUUUCGUUGUGUUCUCUGUUAUACAGAGUUGGCAUAAACUCAAAAGAUAUACAAAGGUUAAUUACAUCUGCGAUUUGGUAAACAACUUUUGUUUGGAAUUCGAAAUUCUCUCAGCUAAAUUGUGCAUUUAAUUCAAGGUAGUAAGCAUUCAGACUGCUGAUUAAUAAUGUAUACUAAAUGAUUUUUAGUGCAAUUUGUUGUGAAAAAGCAUGAGUAAUUAUUUCCCAAAUCACAUGUUCUAUAAUGCAUUCAGGAAAUAUUAGUCAAUUGUGCAUUGUGGAAAGUAUAAUCAUUCUGGUGAUUGUGGAGAUGUGCACAUUCUGAUCGGUUGAAGAUUGCAUUAUGUUUUGCUAUAAUCACCUGACAUGAGGUGAUUAUAGCAAUGGCACCAAAUUUCAAAGUAGCAGCCCCUCUUUUUGUCACUGUUACCAAGGAAGUCAUAAAAUUGAUUAAAGAAGAUUCAAUACCCAAGAGCGCAAAAGAUUCUACUAAGUUUGGUGUGACACUUAAAAGAAAGAUAUGAAGUUUUUGCUGAUGGAAUUAAAUCAACCUGUUAAGUUUUAGUGGAGACUGGCUGCUUAUCUCGAUACAAGUAUAACCAAAACAAUUGGAACAGAAUGGUUUCAUCAUGAAAGUGAAGUUGUCACAGAAUUCAAAAGCACCUGAGUAAUUAUACUAUAACAAUUAUUUGUCUUAGGGUUAGUAAAUAUUGUUGAAUAAUCCCCUAGACUUCAUGUGAGAGAUCACCUGUAUUCAAAUAUAUUCACUUUGCCUUUGGCAGAUAAUGAUUAAUUUUUCAAGUUGUUUUCUUUUUGAUAGCCCAACAACAAAGCAGUAGAAUGGGGAAGGGGAUACCAUAAUCUCCAGCUUGUUAUACCCUGCUGUUCUGCCUCUCUCUCAAAUGUAAUUUCCUCUCUCCAUUCAUUAACGAAACACUGAAGAUGACUCGUAAAAGAAUGUCAACUUUACAAUUUUGCUUCUUCUAUUCACCCUGAUGUCUUCCCCAUCUCUGCUACCCUGUUCUUUUCUCCCUCCCCAUCACUAUUCUUGAAGCAUUCAAAAUGCCCUCUCAUUGGAAAAUUGCUUCUGUGGAUUUCAGAAAAGUAAGAAAACCCAAAUGUUUCUGAAGUGUUGUUUACCAUAAAGAACAGGCCAAUUAGAAGUGAAGAUGAAAUUAAUUCAUUUCCUUUUCCAACAUAACUGCUCCAACUGGUUAACUCACAGUUGGUGAUGUCACCAUUACUUUGACUCAGGAAAAUUAUUUUUUUUCAUGGCACAUGAUAUGACAAGUAUUCUGGGUUAAUGAAAUAUUUAUUGCAAUGAAAUAAAUCUACCGCAUUUCCUAGCACAAUAUAACAUCUGAAUAAAUAAAAUAUUUAUUCCAAUGAAAUAAAUCUAGCACACAUUUUACAAUACUUUGCAAAUUAUUGCAGUACUUGUCCUAGCUCUAGAUUCCAUAUAUUUCAGCUUAAAUUUGUUACAUAUGGUAAUCUAUCACUUGGUUAGUUGAUGCCAUCAGCUGAGAAAAUGAAUA
Pocillopora verrucosa is the source of this 2673-nucleotide messenger RNA. RefSeq names its product folate receptor beta-like. The record is from RefSeq and is a predicted model, not a curated record. Lineage: Eukaryota; Metazoa; Cnidaria; Anthozoa; Scleractinia; Pocilloporidae. Gene Ontology annotation, cellular component: external side of plasma membrane. Gene Ontology annotation, molecular function: signaling receptor activity.